AUGGCACGCGAAGAACCUCUUCUCGCGCGACCAGCGUCUCCAAACUCAUCCACAAACGACAUCGAAGAGGAAGACGCCCUCCUCACAGGCCAACCAACCCAUCGAGAACCCGCAAAGAGACCCCAGAAAUGGCGAGAAAUUGGUCUUUUCGUCUGGGCCCUGCUCGCGACCGUCGCUGUUAUCAUCCUGGCAGUCAUCUACCAACAUGAGUCCUCCAUAGGCCGCACGAGGCCGCGGACUGGAGGCUGGGGACCAGACGGGAAACCUUCAGGCAAAAGAAACAUGAUCUUUAUGGUAUCAGAUGGCAUGGGACCUACAUCCCUAUCCAUGACAAGGAGCUGGAGACAAUACUCGAGCGGAUUGUCAUACGACGACGUCCUCAUCCUUGACAAGCAUCAUAUCGGCAACUCGAGGACUCGGAGUUCGAGCAGCCUGGUCACUGACUCGGCUGCCGGCGCAACUGCCUUUUCAUGCGGCUUCAAGAGCUAUAAUGGCGCCAUAUCGGUGUUGCCAGAUCACACUCCCUGCGGUACUGUUCUAGAAGCCGCCAAAAAAGCAGGCUACAUGACCGGACUGGUGGUCACCACUAGACUCACCGAUGCGACUCCUGCUUGCUUUGCAGCCCAUGCCAAUCGAAGGGAAUACGAAGAUUUGAUCGCAGAGCAAAUGGUUGGCCACUAUCCUCUCGGCCGUGUUGUUGAUCUCAUGAUCGGAGGCGGAAGAUGCCAUUUCGUCCCCAACACAACCGAGGAUUCAUGCAGAGCAGAUGACAAGGACAUCGUCGCCAUGGCCAAGGACAAAUACGGCUUUACCUAUGUGGACAAUCGCAAAGACUUCGAUGAUCUGGACCCUAACGGCGUCAAGCUCCCGCUUCUUGCCCUCGUUGCUCGAACCGACAUCCCUUAUGAGAUUGACCGAGUUCACGUUUCGGAUGUAUACCCAUCCCAGGCUGAAAUGGCGCGCUUUGCAUUGAAAGCUCUCUCGGCAGCGACGAAGGAUUCUGACCAGGGCUUCUUCUUGAUGAUCGAAGGCUCUCGAAUCGACCACGCCGGCCACGCGAACGAUCCUGGUGCCCAAGUUCGCGAAGUUAUGGCUCACGACAGAGCCUUUGGUGAAGUUCUGGACUUCUUGGAGAAAGACGACACCGAAGGCGUGUUGGUAUCGACAUCUGACCACGAAACCGGCGGAUUGGCAGCAGCAAGGCAAUUGCACGAAGCAUACCCGAUCUACCGAUGGUUCCCUGCGGUGUUGGACAACGCAACGCAUUCGACAGAAUACCUCGCCGCCGAAUGGUCACAAUACCUCUCCUCAUCUGGAACAGCCGCUUCACGAAAGGACCAGUCCUCCAGACUUCGCGAGCUAAUCACCUCAGGACUCGGGAUAACCGACACCACGGACGAAGAGAUCGAAGCUAUCAUCGAUGCCACUCCCACGUGGCCACCUUUUUACCUUUUCUCCGAUAUGAUCUCCCGACGCGCGCAGAUCGGUUGGUCCACGCACGGACACUCGGCCGUCGAUGUGAAUAUCUACGCUUCCCACCCUUCCCACGCUCCGCAAUUGGUCGGUAACCACGAGAAUAUCGAGGUCGGGCAGUUCAUUGCCGAGUAUUUAGAUCUAAACCUGGAAGUGGUAACCAAGGAAUUGAAGUCGAAGAAAGUCAAGACAGAGAGUGACGACGGGGCCCGCGAAUGGGGUGAGUGGAUGGGCCCGGAAGGACUUCCGGUCAACGAAGAUGGCAGUCUCGUGGCAUUAGACGCAUACCAUGGCGAUUUCAAGCAUCGGAAACGCGAACUUGAAGAAUGUGGAUGUGGAAUGAAGCAUUAG
Molecule: messenger RNA, 1824 nt
Organism: Cladophialophora carrionii CBS 160.54
Lineage: Eukaryota; Fungi; Ascomycota; Eurotiomycetes; Chaetothyriales; Herpotrichiellaceae
Exons: 1
Coding region: 1-1824 (607 amino acids)
Biological process (GO): dephosphorylation
Cellular component (GO): fungal-type vacuole membrane
Molecular function (GO): alkaline phosphatase activity
Source: RefSeq, a predicted model, not a curated record